This is a messenger RNA of Camponotus floridanus (Florida carpenter ant), 3512 nucleotides long. It is a transcript of the gene egg, whose product is annotated as histone-lysine N-methyltransferase eggless. The coding region runs from base 2 to 3415 and encodes 1137 amino acids. Gene Ontology annotation, cellular component: nucleus. The transcript has 14 exons. The record is from RefSeq and is a predicted model, not a curated record. Lineage: Eukaryota; Metazoa; Arthropoda; Insecta; Hymenoptera; Formicidae. Gene Ontology annotation, molecular function: DNA binding; zinc ion binding; protein binding. Gene Ontology annotation, biological process: negative regulation of gene expression; heterochromatin organization.
UAUGCUGUCAGUUUAUGAAAUUUGCGGCAUAUUUUUUAGAGGAAUUGCCAGGAAAAUGGCACAGGACAUGGAAAUCAUUGAAUUGAUGUCGGAUGAAGAUGAGAAAACAGAAAAACCUAAAUCUAAAGCAUGCAAUAGUAAUUGCGUUAAUUUUAAAUGUUGUUCUGGAAUAAAUAUGAUGGUAGCAUCAUCCUUUGCAUGUGCUUUUUAUGGAGUUUCGAUUGAAAAAAAGAAAAAACGUGUAAUUUGUAAAGAAUGUUUUGAAGCUGCAUUGCAACAUCAGAGGCAACUGGUAACAGCUCUUGUAGAGAAUAAAUCACUAUUAGACUGUCAUUUUCCCGAUCAUACAAUGGAAGUAGAAAUUUCUGAUAGUGAUGACUCUGAUGAUGAGAAGAAAAAGGAAUUGGAUGAUGAAUAUAUAUCAGAAGAUAUACUCGUAGAUAUUAAGGAUAAAUUAGAUGAUACAUUAUUGCAUAUUUUCAAGAAGUAUAAUAUAAAACAGCAUACUAAAACUGUGUAUAAAACUAUGGAAAAAAAAUGGCAAGACAUACGUGCAACAAAUGAAUCUCUUCAUACUGAAAUACGGGAAGUAAUGCAUACCAUGGAUAAAUUACGCAAUAAGUUAUAUGAAGAUUUUAGGCCACAAAUUAAAAUGCUUGAGGAACUUCAAAUAAACGACGGAAUUACGGAAAACGUUCAUCCGCUUGUAGCAACGAAAAAAGUAACUCAAGUACGCAUUCCAUCUGCCACACUAUCACAAGAUAAUCAGUUGGAAGUUUUAGCAAUUGAGCCAUCAAACAUCACGAAAGCAAUAGUUCCUAAAUUACCGCCAAGCGGUUUUCUCGUAAAAUCACCUCCGAAAGUAGAUAGUAUAGUUUAUAUUAUGAAAAAUCCAGUUAUGCCAUGGAUUAAAGCAAAGGUCCAAGUUAUAGUCACAACAAAUCCAUGGAGUAUUCGUGUAAAGCUAUUGCAAAAAAAGUAUAAUGCAGCAAUUAAAACUAUUUCUGGUAAGCAGCUAGCAGUAGCAGAAUCAUGUCAAGUUAUGAUUCCGGUUGGAACACGAGUUGUGGCUAUAUUUCACGAUAUUACUUCUAGUAAUUAUUAUAGUGGAAUAAUUGCUGAACCACCAAAAUCUACAAACAAAUAUAGAUAUUUAGUGUUCUUCGACGAUGGUUAUGCUCAGUAUGUCACUCAUAAAGAUAUCUUUCUGGUUUGGGAAACCUCGCUACGAAUUUGGGAAGAUGUUCCCAGCGAAUCGCGAGAUUUUGUAAAAAAAUACUUGGAAUCGUAUCCCGAAAGACCAAUGGUGAAACUGCAAACAGGCCAAAUGGUCAAGACCGAAUGGAAGGGCAAAUGGUGGCUCGCGAGAGUCAUACAGGUCGACGCAAGUUUAGUGCAAAUGCAUUUUGAUGCUGAUAAGAGAACCGAAUGGAUUUAUCGUGGAUCAACUAGAUUAGGUCCUUUGUAUCUCGAAAUUCUAAAAGCUAAUACUAGACAACAACUUCAACAGUCGGGCAAUGCGCACGCUCGACAUCGUAUUCCUGCUGUUUCUAAUAAAAGUAAUUUACCUUAUGUUGAAUAUACAUCUAACGUGGAAGAAGAUGUAUCACAAAAUGUACAGGUAGAAAAAGCAACAAUUACUACAAGCAUAGCAUCCAGUACAUCAUCUACUAUACCACAACAAUCGCGUGCUGUAGCUAAAAAAAGUACUGCUAAAAGGCAAAAUAAUUUAGAUAGCGCAACAUAUAAUUCUAUGAUAGAAGCAAAACCGUCGCAUAGUAUCGUUUUUUACCAUACACAGAGGAAAUAUGAACCAAAGAAAUAUGUUUCUCACAAGUGUGGAUCAAAGUGUAUCAAAAACAUCAAAGUUUCACACGACGAUCUCAAAGGACUUUCUCCACUCUCUGUUCCUCUCUUAUGUGGCUGGCAUCGUCAGCUUUGUAAAUAUUCUAAGGGCAAAAAAGUUAUAAUUUAUCAAGCGCCGUGUGGCGUCAGACUACGAAAUAUGGAGGAGCUACAUCGUUAUCUUCGCAUGACUGACAGUACAUUGUCUGUUGAUCUGUUCGAUUUUGAUUAUUGGGUGCGUGCCUUCGCAGAUUUUAUCGUAGAGAAGUGCUUCAUCAACAUCAAAGAUCUCAGUUACGGCGUGGAAAAUGUAACGAUACCAUGCGUGAAUGAAUUGGAUCACACUCAACCGGAUACUAUAAGAUACACCACAGAUCGAGAGCCAACGGAAGGUGUUAAUUUAAAUUUGGAUCCUGCGUUUUUAUGCAGCUGCGAUUGCGAGGACGAUUGUCAAGAUAAAACAAAAUGUCAAUGCUGGCAAUUAACUAUACAAGGAGCAACUCUUGGAGGAAAAGUGCCAAAUACCGAUGUUGGUUACAUUUAUAAACGUUUGCCCGAACCGGUAACUACGGGAAUUUACGAAUGUAAUUCGGGAUGCAAGUGUUCGGUGAAAACAUGUCUCAAUAGAGUAGCGCAGCAUCCUCUCGGCUUAAGAUUACAAGUGUUUAAAACGGGACCUCGUGGUUGGGGCAUAAGAUGCCUCAAUGACAUUCCUCAUGGCACUUUUAUCUGCAUAUAUGCAGGGAGAUUACUCACUGAACAGGGCGCAAACGAGGGAGGUAAAAAUUAUGGCGAUGAGUAUCUAGCAGAGUUAGAUUAUGUGGAGGUGGUAGAAGGAUUCAAGGAGGGUUAUGAAAGCGAUGUUCUCGAACCAGAAAUGCCGCUACCAGCCGCGAAAGAUGAUAAGAAAAAACCUAACGACACCGAUGAGGAAGAUAAUACGAAGGAAAACACUAAUGACUCAGAUGAAGAUUUCAACAUCGAUAAUUACGUAGCUGACAAUAAUGAGUUAGAAACAACUGCAGAAUCUUCAUCUAUCAGGAAACGUCUAAGAAAACGGAAAAGAGAAGAUGUAGAUUAUCAACUAGAUGCGUCCGAAGAAAAUAGUGAGGACGGAAGCACGAAAGGUUCGGAAAAUACAACAAAAUCAUCCACCAUUGAAAUUCUAGAUACAAUUAAUAUAAGUGAUGAUGAUGAAAGCAGAAACGAUGUAAGAAGAGAACCAAGUAGAUUCGAACCGAGUGUAGAACCACAGCAAAUAGAAAGAUUAGCAUUCAAAUCUGUAAGAGAUUAUUUCGGUGAAGAUGAAGCCGUUUAUAUCAUGGAUGCCAAAACGACUGGAAAUAUUGGUCGUUAUUUGAAUCACUCCUGCGAUCCAAACGUGUUUGUACAAAAUGUUUUUGUCGAUACGCACGAUGUGCGUUUUCCGUGGGUGGCAUUUUUCGCUUUACAAUACAUAAAAGCUGGACAAGAACUAACAUGGAAUUAUAGUUACGAUGUAGGAAGUAUACCGGGUAAAGUAAUAAUUUGUAAAUGUGGUGCAGCGAAUUGUCGAGGACGUCUUCUAUAAACUUUGUAUUUUGUAGUUCUUUGUGAGAAUACAAUUUAUGUAUUUUAACAAAAUUGACAAUUAAUCUUAUGUAAUAUAAUAUGUAUAUAUAUCAUAU